AAAUAGGUUGAAUAGCCAUCAACCAACAUUCCCCAGUUAAAAGGACUGCGCGUCAAUCAAAUAGUUCUUGCUGUGGCCGCCGAUCGGAUUGAGCGAUUCCUCCUAAUCAUCAUCUUCUUCUUCUUCACCGAUGGAGAGCGGCGCCGGGAGAGAUUGGGCGAGAACUCUAACAAAAAAGCCAGAGCAGGCUUUGGCGCUUUGGGCGGACGGUUUCAGGGACGCUUGCUGUAUCCACCGGGUCUUCAUCUACUGCGUCAGCUCGCUGUCCGAACUGGCCAGUGUUUCCUGUUGAAUGGCUUUAUCUUCUUAGGAAGUAUCUUUUUCCUGCAAUCAGUCAUUAUUCCAGCACUACAAUGGAUAUUACCGGAUCAAUGUCCAGAGAGCAUUUCCGAAGGUUCAUUUUCAUGUUGGGGUAUUUUGGAAUUCUAUAGUUUCUUACGUCUUGGACUUGUACAGCUAUUCUAUGUUUUCUGGUUUUUUCCACUAUACAUAUUGAGCUACAUCCUUAGCAAUAUGUGGUACGUACACUUCUUUUUAGUAUUUCAUCAUCAAUUUCCAAAUUUCUUUUAUUCGUUGCUCUGCCAUUUUUUUGAUGAUAUUGUUUAGUUUCUACCUUCAUUUUGCAGUAUUAAAGACAUUCUCAUACAAUACACUCCAAUGGUCGUAUAUUGUACCAGAUGGAACCAACAACAACCAAAUUAUAAGAUGUACUCUGUAUUUCAAACAUGGAUGUGUUGUGGAUUAUUAUAUAGACAAACAAAGGCUUAAUAUGAAUACGUAAAAGCUUCAGUACUUCUUAAAAGACGAUAAGGCUCAAACUUAUGGUCAUAACAAGACGAGGAACAUUGCCGUUUUGUGGUAAUUCAACAAGUUCCAUCACUAAAAUCCCAAGGGGGGGGGGGGGUUGUUUUGGUGCAGGCCAUACCUCUAUCUUGGAAAAGUAGAGACUGGAGAGGAUGUUUCCAAAAGAACCCCGGUUCGAGCACAAAAGAAAGAACCAGUACAAUAGGCCAAAGUGUCAAACAAAUAAAGGUCAACAAAAAGAGAAAGAUAAAACUGAGCAAACACCUCACUAUAUCUAAACUAAUCUUGAACCCUAUACACAAUGAACCACUUUUAUCUAGGCCUACCCGACAGUUAUAAUCAUCAACCUCUAAAUGCUCCCAUCUGGGGUAUUGUAUACUUGUAUUUUGGUAAAAAAGAGUUACAAUCACAUGCACCGGAAUAUGAUUUAUUAAAUCUAGGUACAACGACAUUGCAAAAUAUGGAUUUUUUGUACUUGAGGAAUAUGGAACUGCUGGCACGAAGGUAUCUGAUCAAAAGGAGUCACAAACUUCACAAAAAACAGCUAGUAUGAGUAAAUCAACUGGUUUUGAAGGAGUUAUGAUUGGCAUUGCCGAACAAAUUUAUUCUGUCCUCUUGCUGACUUUCUUCUUCAUAGAGGUUUGUGCUAUUGGAUUUAUCCCCUAUAUUGGAAAGACACUUAAGUUUCUGCUUCUCUCAUGGAUGUACGCCUAUUAUUCCUUUGAGUAUAAAUGGAAUCUAUCAGGACUAAGUUUGGACAAGAGGCUGGACUUCUUUGAAACCAACUGGGCUUUUUUUGCUGGUUUUGGAAGCCCGUGUGUCCUGGUGACAUUCUUGGUCUCUCCUCUGGUUAGCUAUGGGGUUAUGGCCAUACUAUUUCCAUUGUUUGUGUUGACUGCAACUGGCUCAGAAGCCGACAAGAUUGUAUCCUUUCCGAGAAAAAAUUGGAGAGGUUUGGGUCUUGGAAGGGUUCCAAUAUUUCACGGUGCACAUUACACAUCGAUGAAGAUCUUGAAUUUGUUUCCCACACAAGGCAAAGGUGAGCCGGAGGACAAGGCACUCUGAUGACUACAACAUUUCAUGUUUCACCCUCUUGGCCGUAGCCGCUGGACACCAAAUUACCAAUAUACCAUGACGUACAUACAAAAACUGACUGCAUCAACGUUUGUAAGAAUCACCGCGGCGGAGGAUGCUAUCAUUUCUUCAAUGAUCCGGUCUGUCUUUGUUGUAUAAUACAUUAGUUUAUUCAUGUAACUCUGAGAAUAUAUGUAUAUAGAGAUUGGUUUUUUCAGGGGUUUUCUCAUUCCCCAUUUUAGAGAUUGGUUUCCUUUAAAAACGUUAAUUUUAAGGUGUGUAUAAGGUAAGACUAAUUACUU
Messenger RNA from Cuscuta campestris, 2180 nucleotides. The record is from the annotation of a GenBank genome assembly. NCBI's taxonomy places the organism in Eukaryota, Viridiplantae, Streptophyta, Magnoliopsida, Solanales, Convolvulaceae.